Messenger RNA from Nematostella vectensis (starlet sea anemone), 6661 nucleotides. RefSeq lists its product as uncharacterized. Bases 136 to 6507 code for a protein of 2123 amino acids. Lineage: Eukaryota; Metazoa; Cnidaria; Anthozoa; Actiniaria; Edwardsiidae. Gene Ontology annotation, molecular function: chitin synthase activity; protein binding. Gene Ontology annotation, cellular component: cell periphery; cell septum. The record is from RefSeq and is a predicted model, not a curated record. The transcript is spliced from 19 exons.
AUUGCGUUAGUCAUAACACUUAUGCGAGUAGGUUUCGUGUUCAUUUGGUCAUAUCGUAAGCGCUGGCCGCUGUUAAAACUAUGAUCUAUCUAUACACGAUGUCGGAAUUACUGACCUAAACUGAGUGUUUCUGUGAUGUACGGUGAAGCCGAAGCGUAUCAGCCUUGGGCUGAUUAUGAGCAAGGCGAUCCUUCACUUUAUGGGAAUCAGCCUGUAAACAUGGACCCGCGGAUGACUCGACACUGUCACAGCGUCGAUAACGAGCUGGAUGAUAUGGAGAUGGAGGGUUUUAGCGUGAGUCCAAGACUAGCAGCAAGCAGGAAUCACUAUCGUGGAAGGAGACGCAAGGUAUCGCAAGGUAUUUCUAUGGAAUCUAUGAUGGGAUUCGACGGAUAUAUAGACAAUCCAUAUCAGUAUGGAACUUUGCCGCAAAGUGCGUACUACCCAGCAGUGGUCGACCCUAGGUACUAUCACGUGCAUUAUGGCCCGCCACAGGGGUACAUACCACCCCAACCGCCAUACCCAUGGAGGCAACCGCCACCAGAGGCCUACAUCCCUCCAGACCACGGCAUGCUUGGUAUUCCAAUACCCCUGCGGAGACCACCGAUAAGGAGCCAACGGCGCUUUAACCCGCAGGCUCCCAGGGUACCCACCGGCCCACGUCGUAUUGACAGACCAAAAUCUGUUCCAGGACUUCUGAAUGACGAGGAUGAGGCAGACGAAGAGGUCUAUCAGCGGCGCCGCUCGGCUGAUGGCAUGGUGCCGACGAUUCCGAGUGGCGGCCUCUCGCCUGUUCAUAGAUAUAUCUCUUCAGCAAGACUCCCCGCAUCGUUCCAGCAACGGAGGAGUGGUGCAGUGCAGCCGCCGUUUCCGAGGGAUUAUGAAAUGGGAGGGGGAAAUGGUGGUUUUAGCGAUGGUGACUUUGGAGGCUAUGGAUGUCAUCCGAGGGACAAGUCUAUUGCUUCCAGUAUGACUUCAGUGUUUACAGAGGCGUUCAGAGAUGAGUCAAGUCGGUCCCUAAGCGCGGGUGGUACACCUGAUAGUACCCACUCGCGCUCGAAGUAUGUCGCCAAAGAGACAGAUGUUGAUAUUGACGAAAGCAUUAUGUUUGACGCUAGAAAUGAUCGCGUGGAAAAGGGUCGGAGAUUAGCAUCGCAGUCAAAUAGCCCAACAGAGUCGGAACCAAACGAUCCUAAAUUAGUUACUAAUGAACUGGAAAGAAAUUACUAUGAAAGUGCGCAAAUCAAUAGGUUUUUAUUGAUAGACAAAACAGAUUUUAAUAAUUCUUCUUCGGAUCACUUCUCUGAUAAAGGUGCCAGCGAUAUCGAGGACAACAAACUUGACAAGGUAAACUCAAAUAAACCCACGGUGACACAAGUACAGGUACACAAUGAAACAGUACCAAUUCCCGUUUCUCUUAAAACUCGCCCGAUUUUUAACAAAGAGAAUCUGUCUAGAAAGAAAUCAAAAUCAUUAGAUGACAUCCACGAAGAAAUCAAAUUUGAACAGCUUAUAAGAAGGGCUAGAUCUGAAUCGUGUCCCCCAGAGGAAAACAUGUCGAAAACAAGCAUUGAUAUUCCAGUAAAAGCAAAGACUGUUAACCAGGACACUUUAGAUGAUGAAGACAAUGAUUUCAUUGAUAGAAACACUGAAAGAAUUAGGGAAUGGGCGGAGAAAGUUGAGAGUACCAUGCUAACAGAACAGCUUCCAUCACCGGUUGAUCCUUUUGAAUUCACACGGCAUGGAUCCGCCUUCUCUACUUCAUCUGCAAGCACGGUGCAGCAAACGCGAUAUACGGUAGAACAAGCACCUAAAACGCAAGCGCGAAUAGAUGACCAAGUCGAUAUAUGUAGGAAUAUAUAUUCAUGCUCUGCAAAAUGGCUAGUCUCAAUUAUUCUGGCACUGCUGCUUUUAUUUUGUGUCACAGCGAACAAGAUUUGUCUUUUGAUCAUUGGACAUGAAUACUCAACUCUGUCAAAGAACCUGACUCUGGCAAACUCGACGAUGCCAGGAUAUAGCAAAGAAGGCCACAAAAAAGAGGCAAUAUUUCUUAUUCUAGUGCUUAUAAUGAUGAUUCCCCAAGGUUACUCGUUGUUAUAUGGGAUAUGGGAUAGACGCAGAAGUAAUCCGUGGCCAAGGCCAUCAGCCAUCAGAUGGAUACUCGCAGGCGGUCUUGUGGAGACUUCGUGUCUGUGUUUUCUGACCAUAUGUGCGCCCACUGUAUUAGAGGUACCACCGGACUUAUUAGUACUCCUCUUGUCCACGCUGUUUUUUGCGCCAACUGUAUGGCAGGUCCAUAAGAUGCGCAAACGAUGGGGAACCAAGGCUGGCAAGAUACAGACCUUGAUAUUUGGCGUGUCUGCAGCCUUGCAGUUAGUAGGGCUUAUUGUGCUGAUCAACACUGACAGAAUCACCCGAAUAGAAGCAAAGAUCGCCGUGCCCAUUUCACUUGUCCUACUUUCCGUUGCCUGGUCACCAAAGAUUCGUAAACUUCAAACAAAACCACGACUAAGCGCACAGCAGAGACAAAUAAUUGCUGCGCAAUCCGCCAAUAGCCUGUCGCGAGCAGAGGGUGGCUCUGCGACACUGAAGAUAAGGAAAAAAUCUGCUCGAGCUAAAGCUGCACUGAUCAUGUCCGUAGUGAAAGUAGCCAUAACACCGUUAAUCAGCAUUCUUUUCUGUUCAGUCUUCAAAGUAGCUGAUAUUACUCAACUAGGGGCCGGACUUACUGCCAUCUCUGGCACAAGUUCUUAUAUGUACUUUUUGGUGCAGAUAUUUAGCACGUUUGCUGGGUAUCAUCUUGCUUGGCUUGCUUGCGCAAUGUGCGUGCAGAAAAUCGGUUUUGCUCUACCCCUCACUCUCGCCACGCCUUUCGCUUUUGUGAUAGUGCAAGUCCAGGGGAUUUGCGGGACAUCUGUUAUACCCGUUCCCUGUGGACCAACGGACAACAUGAAAUAUGUAGUAGCUGUUGGCUUAUUUAUAUGGGUUGGACAGUUUAUAUCGACUGGCUACUACGUUUGGAAGAGUAAUGGAUAUAUCAUGGGCAAGGCGAAUCAUUUAUUCUGGCUGCCUUCUUACAAUGGACCAUUACUCGAGCCCAACCUCCUGCUAAAUCGACGUAACCAGGUAACUGACGACGAUCACGUGUCACAAGCAAGGCUAUCACGUGAUACGUAUGUGUUUAUCUGCACAACAAUGUACCACGAGGAGGAUUACGAAAUGGAGCAGCUGCUGAACUCUCUGCACGACGUCGACUCGGCGAGUAAGCAGGCAGGUCGACACAUAGAGUCGCAUGUCUUUUUUGAUGGCUGCAUCAAGGCGGAGAAGAUGAACUCUUACAUCCUUCAGCUCGUGUCGCUGGUUGAGACGAGUCUCAAGGUUCAGAUGAAGGCGUGCGUUAAGGUCAAGACCCCGUAUGGAAUGCAGCUGCGGUGGAAGUUACCAGGAGGCAUGCCGUUCACGGUACAUCUCAAGGAUAACACCAAGGUGAAAAACAAGAAGCGAUGGAGUCAAGUUAUGUACAUGUCUUAUGUUCUUGAUCACAAGCAAAAAAUCCUCGGUGUCCGUGACGAUCAAACGUUUAUCUUGACAACUGACGCAGAUGUUAAUUUCAAGCACGAUUCGAUGGAAGCUUUGAUCGACUACAUGCUCCAGGAUGAGACAAUAGGUGCCGUGUGUGGCAGGACACACCCCAUGGGAAAGGGACCACUUGUAUGGUAUCAGAUAUUCGACUACGCCAUCGGUCAUUGGUUCAUGAAGGUAGCCAAUCACAUGUUUGGAUCUGUGCUGUGCUGUCCCGGAUGUUUCAGUUUGUACCGUUGUCAAGCCGUGCGCGAUAUUCUCCCGACUUAUUCAACCACUGUCAACGAAGCUUUCGAGUUUCUAACCAAAGAUAUGGGCGAAGACCGCUGGAUGUGCACGCUAAUGGUUCAGGCGGGCUGGCGUUUGAUGUACUGCGCAGCCGCAGAAGAUGUCACGUACUGUCCCAUGAACUUUGACGAGUUUUACAAGCAGCGUCGGCGGUGGAUGCCUUCUACACUGGCCAACCUGGCACUUCUAAUCAGCGAAUGGCGAGUGACGCUAGGAAACAACGAACACAUCUCAGUCCCUUUUAUCAUUUUCCAGCUCUUCCUCCUAGUCUCCACCAUCAUAGGACCAUCGACUGUUAUUCUUGUGAUUGUGGGCGGUAUGGUGUACGGUGUUGGCGCCAAUGAGAACACAUCAGUCAUUCUCCUCUCCCUCAUCACCCUGACGUACGGGCUCAUUUGCCUCUUUAUGUCGCAAGAUUUCCAGCUCAAAACUGCCAAAUUCCUGACCUUCGUGUUCGCUGUAAUUAUGAUCCUGGUCACCAUCGGCGUCGCGGCGCAGAUCGCCAACGAGCUUGAAGUGCGAAGGAUAGUUAAACAGACCCCAACCAUCCCUCCAAACAGCACGGUUGCCACACCCACCGUGUCUACAAGCGUGGAGCUAAUGUUGCCUGCUGGUAUCAGCACGCUGUACCUCGGUGGACUAGCAGGGAUCUUCAUGGUGGCUGCACUGAUGCACCCGACCGAGGCGUACUGUCUGAUCAACGGCCUGUGGUACUUGCUGUGCCUACCAUCCGGAUAUCUGCUGCUGACCAUAUAUUCUGUGGUCAAUAUGACCGAUAGAUCAUGGGGGACCAGGGAGGGGAAAGCAGCCGUCGCAAGCGGCCAAAAGCCAACUGCGUUUCACGAGCUUUGGUUUAUCCUAAAAGAACGUUUCUCCUGCUGCUGCGAACCGUUGAUGAAGGCAAUAGCUAGAAGGAGCACAAAAAGCACAACUGAAGCAAAAACAGAGGAGGAGAAAAAAGAAGAAAAUAUCGAUGAGAAGGAAAAAAAAAGGAAACCGCGUCAACGGAGACGUGCACAAACUCCAUAUGAAGACGAAUACUCAGACGAUGAGAGCUCCGGAAUCGAGACGUCGGCAAUGAGUGACAAGGAAGGACCACGAUACCGACCCGCGGGGAGGUGGGACAGCAACCUUGCAUAUGACGAUGGUUUUGACAUGGGGAGCAGGACGUUCUCCAGGAUGAUGGAUCCGCGAGGUGUAAUGGCAAUGAGGCGCCAAAGUUAUGCAUCCAUCUUCAGCGAUCAAGUGCCUCCUUAUUCCACAGUUCAUGGAAAUUUCCUUGAACCGCCACAAAUACGCCUUAGCACUUCGUCCAGUCCGGUCAUUUCGCGCGAUAGAAGCACGAAGGGAAGCAGGUUAAAUGGUGAUCCGACGAGUGAACAUGACCUGGCGGACUUCGAGAGUUCUCGAGAACUUUUAGCACCUGGAGAGCGACACUCAACUGUUCCAUCAAAAGCGGCAUGUGAAUACCCUGGGCCGCGUGCCAAACGGAACUCAGCUCCUCCUGAUUUGCAACCUACGACUAGUAACGGCAAUAGCCUUUCUAAGCAGAGCGCUUCUCAAGAGUCUGCGUAUGUGUCCGAGGACUCGCGUAACACUCUACCGCAGAUGAGCUCGGGAUCAAUAGCUGGGAAUGGUGGGCGUCGCCAUACUAUGCAGUCGUCUAUGACUGCCCCAUCAGUUGACGAGCUGCGAACGUAUGACUUGGACAUGAUUGUGGAAGAAUGGCUCAAGGGAAACAUGAAGGUGUACAUUCCGUUAUUCAAAGAACACGGUUAUGACAAUUUAAAGUUCAUCAGUACAAUGACAGAAAAGGAUUUGGAGACUAUCGGUAUCACUACACGUGGUCACCGGCAGAAACUCUCUCGUCACCUGAAAAAGAUCCCUAAAUUGGAAAUCGAUGAGGGUGUGCCGGACAACGUACAGCAAUGGCUUGAAGACCUCAGUCUGGGUCAAUACUGGCCUCACUUUGUCGAUAACAGCUAUACGGAGCCGAGUGAUCUUGAAGAUGUAAAAAGCAUGGGGAGAGAUCUGGUCCAAGAGACCUUCCGUGUGCACAAGAUGGCGCACAUUAACAUCCUUUGGCAGGCGAUCAGAAAGCUGCAAUACCCCAAUACUGGCCAAGUAAAAAUUCGCCAUGCUCGACGUCAGCUCGACCGCUGCCGAACAAUUGAUCUCGAGGUGGACAAUAGCGACGAUGGAGCUGAAUAUGAUUUCUGGGAUGGCUUAAGAGAAGCCUGUCUUAAACCGGAACUCGCCGGAUUCGACGGUAACACAGAACUCAAAGACAAACUAGAAGAUCUGAGGAAUACGACCCUUAUGGUCUUUCUUAUUAGCAAUGUGUUAUGGAUGAUCGUCAUAAUGGUCCUUGUAAAACACUCCAAUUUGAAACUUCUAGGCGUGGACUUUGUUGGUCUCAUGUUUCUAUCCGUCUAUGGAACGAUUAUUUUGUUUCAGUUUAUAGCGAUGCUCGCUCAUAGGUUGACUACCUUGAUACAUUUGCUGGCACGAGCGCCUUAUAUAUGUGGGGUGCAGGAGGAAACGACCGUCGUGCAAGUAGACAAUUUGAACGAGCAACAUUUAACACUUUCUUCACCUGAAACUGUUGAAGAUUGUGAAACAAUCAAUGAAUGUUAGGGUUUUUAUACCUCUGAACAAUUUGCUUUGAUAGAUGCUUUUCUAAAUAUGGCCGAAUCAAAAUAGUAUGUCAGUUAGGUUAUUGAUAUAUUUUGUUGCACGAUGUUCCUGAAAUGAAAAAUGUCUAAGUAAAUAAAUUGGACUGAACAUCUUA